Molecule: messenger RNA, 936 nt
Organism: Phytophthora sojae
Lineage: Eukaryota; Oomycota; Peronosporomycetes; Peronosporales; Peronosporaceae
Exons: 1
Coding region: 1-936 (311 amino acids)
Source: RefSeq, a predicted model, not a curated record
AUGCUGAAGCGCUUGAUCCCCCUCCGCCGCCGCUGUGGCGUCCUCCGUCGCCAUGCCCGCUUCUUCUCCUCUUCCCCCUCUCCGCCCCCUACUCCUUCUACCCCCACGUUCUACGACGACCUGUCGCUCUACCUCAAGCGCGUCGUGGACCGCUCGCACCAGUUGACGCGCUACUCGGAGCACAGCGUCUUCCCACCGUCCAACUGGACGCUCAGCAACUACCUGCUCUACGCGCAGCUGCAACUGCCCUCCAAGACAGAGAUUGAUGCCGUCGAAUUCCUCACCGGCGCCCGCUUCGCCUGCGAUCGCGUGAUCCGCGCCAUGCACUCGCAGGAGCUCGUCGACUAUGCGGCGGACAACGCGCCGAGACCGCAACAAGCCGACGAGAUGGAGAAAAUGUUCGAGCCAACGUGCUACCAGCGGCUGUUCCUGCCGCGCGUGAGGCGACUCGGAGGGGGAGUCUCGAGCCUCCAGUUGACGGAGCUCGACUUCACGGGCGUCUACUUGAGCGGCGUCACGUGCCAGCGCACCACGCGCGCCAACCUCAAGGCGGAGGAGACUCUACGCGCGGUGGUGGGGGAGACCAUCGCCCAGAAGCAGAGGGAGAAGCAGCUCAAGGACGGGGGCAGACCCAACGUCAUGGAGGUGGUCUCCGACCUGAGCGACAUCAAGCACAAGCUGCAGAAGAGCAGAGACAGCAGUGACGACUCGCAGGAUGAGGCCGUCGUGGAGAGACUGCAGCUGGACGCACUGUUCCACACGACGCAGACGGUGGAGGCGGUGCAGGCCAAGACGGCCGAGAGGGUGACGGUCACGACGGACGUCAAGACGACGCUGAGCUUCGAGUCGCUGGUCACGGAGCCGGAAGACGUGGACUGGCGCAUUGUUAAGAUGAACCAAAUGGGGCGAGUCGUGAACCGGACAAAGGGGAAUUAG